Molecule: messenger RNA, 1263 nt
Organism: Mercenaria mercenaria
Lineage: Eukaryota; Metazoa; Mollusca; Bivalvia; Venerida; Veneridae
Exons: 1
Coding region: 1-1263 (420 amino acids)
Source: RefSeq, a predicted model, not a curated record
AUGACAAUAGUGAAUAAAUUUGCGGCGGAUAAUUUAAAAUGCGGAAUACUAGCAGGAAGCAAGGCUGAGGGCGUAUCCUGUGCUGAUGAUCCAGACAGUGAUAUUGAUAUGAUGAUAGUGAGGAAACAAUUCGUUUGCUGUGAUGAUUUACAUAAAUCUGACUUUGGUCACGAUAAGGUGGUGCUUGAAAUGGCGAGGGACAGUACUGCUCCUGGUUAUACCAGGUUGAAGUGUAAGAGCUCGGACAGGGAGAGGAUUGUUAAAUCCCAUCAUAUGGUCCAUAAGCUCGAAGGUCAAAUGUUUGUUGGUCAUCUACUUAAUGAGGAUCACCUAUCAAGCAGAUAUGAAAAAGAUCACUUUGACAUUAUCUCUGGACCGGCAUUUUCAUUUGUAUUUUCUUUAUCUCAUACCUAUUUUAAAACAAACUUCAAUUUUCCUGUAGUACCCAUAUCAGUGGAUAGUGUAGAAUCAGCAAUUUCUUGCAUCUGCACCGGACAUCUACAGAAGUGGAAAGAACGAAUGAGGUUUAACAGCUGGCCUGGCCAGGAGUUAAUUGAGGAAAUUUCUCAGAUGAAUGGACAUGUAGUGCCAGUAGGCUAUAAGGGAAGUGAGCAUUAUCAUCUACAGUGGAGAAUCUGUUACACUGAAGCCGAAUUAAAAUUGAUACAUUCACUGAAUGAAGUACAGCUGAAACUCUACGUUCUCCUUAAAAUGGUAGCAAAGAAAAUAUUGAAACCUAUUUGUUCAGAAAUAUCAUCGUACAUUAUGAAAAAUUUGUUAUUCUGGUUUGCUGAAAGAAGCCCGGCAUACAGAUUUAAGAACGAAAAUUUGAUGGGUUUAUUAUUUUUGUCAUUAAGGUCUUUGCAACAUUGUAUACACAAGAAACGCUUGUCAAACUACAUGAUACCAGACAGGAAUCUAUUUGCUGGGCGAUUUGAUGAUGACACUAAGACACGUCUGGUAGAAGAACUUCAUAAGCUGAUAUAUGUACAAGGGCUAUCAUUUUACCUACAUUAUGAAGGCUUUGAACAACUCAGUUCUGCAAUUGCCAAAGCCAAGUCAGCUCUUUUGCAGAAAGACUUGAAACCAAACUCUAUCGAAACCACAAUUUUGUCUACAUAUACUCGUAACUUUCUGCAGAAAGCAGUUCAAUAUGCAGACACAGGUGAUGUAGAAUUUCUGACCACUGUCUUGAAUGAACUAACCGAAGAACAAAUAGAGCGUAAUAUCUGUGACAUACAAAUGUUAGUCUGCUACAAAUAG